Molecule: messenger RNA, 9588 nt
Organism: Triplophysa dalaica
Lineage: Eukaryota; Metazoa; Chordata; Actinopteri; Cypriniformes; Nemacheilidae
Product: disks large-associated protein 2-like
Exons: 12
Coding region: 507-3530 (1007 amino acids)
Biological process (GO): signaling
Cellular component (GO): postsynaptic specialization; glutamatergic synapse
Molecular function (GO): molecular adaptor activity
Source: RefSeq, a predicted model, not a curated record
UACGUUAUGAGCAGAAACAGAUGAAACAGGAGGAAUACAGAUUAGUACAAUCGGGUAAGCAGGGGCCAGUGACAAGUGAGAAUCCUGAAUCCAGCAUCCACUACCGCGUUUUGCUGCCCACCGACGGAGCCACGGAAGAAGCCGAGAUCGCUGCAGAGGAGCUCUAAACGCACAGCUUAACACCAGCGCUGGGGAGAUCGGCUCCUCUCCUCUCCACUCCUCUGCUCUUGGGGAGGCGACGGGAAAAGAGAGAAAGGAGAGAGGCAGAGAGAGAGAGAGAGAGAGAGAGGGGGAACGGAAAAGCGGGAAAAGGCAGAGAAGUGCUGUUUUUUCCCAGUCUGGUUGGAUCAGGACUAUCAGACCGUUGGUUCUCUCUGAUAACUGUCCUCUGGGUCGCUGGGAUGGAGAACUGUAUGUGAUGCCUCCUGCACAGAGACCAGCAGUAUUCCCCCUGGUCGCCAUCCCGAGAUUUCAAUGAGGAUAGCAGGCUCGCUCCACCCAGGAACAUGAAGGGCUUAUCAGGUGGUCGUGUGCCGUACCAAAUUCCCAUGCUGCCCCCGUGCGGGCUGGCAGAGUGCGAGCAUCUCCAUGACCUGCACGGAAUGCACGUUUCCGACCUGCGUCACUCCUACCUGCUCAGCCCCACGGAGACCUGCGCCAUGGACUUCCAUCACCGCCUUUCCCCCCGCAGCUCCAUCCACUCCGACUGCAUGAUCAUGUCACCCGUGGCGAUAACCUCCACCGCUCCCGCCGACCACGUCUCUAGCAGCACCUUUCCCAGAAUGCACUACAGCACGCAGUAUUAUGACCCGGCCGCGCGGGAAGACUGUGCCACCAUCAACACCUCAGCCACAUCUGCCCCCCCCACGUCCACCUCUCGCCACGGCAGCAGCAAAAGCAACCGCAUCCCCGCCAACCUCCUGGACCAAUUCGAAAAACAGCUUCCACUUCACCGCGACGGAUUUCACACGCUGCAGUACCAACGCGCGUCGGCCACGGCCGGCGGUGAGCAGCGCAGCGAGAGUCCCGGUCGCAUCCGCCACCUGGUACACUCUGUCCAGAAACUCUUCACCAAGUCCCACUCGCUGGAAGGAUCGUCGAAGAUGAACGGCACCAAGGGCGACGGCGGGAGCGGGGGAAGUCAUCACCAUCACCACGGCAGCCACCACUCAUCCAAGCACGGUAGCAAGCGCAGCAAAAGCAAAGAGCGCAGGCACCGGUCGGGUACGGGGGGCUGGUGGAGCUCCGAUGACAACCUGGACAGUGACAGCACCUACCGCACAGCCAGCGCCUUGAGCCGCCAACACCACGAGCAUGUCGCUCUCGGCUUCCCGGAAUCCAUGCAUAGCCACUUUGGAGACCACUCUCUCAAAACCUCCAAAAGCAACAACGACGUCAAGUGCUCGGCCUGCGAGAGCUUGUCCAUGGCACCUGAGGGAAAGUUCAUGAAGAGAAGUUCCUGGUCCACGCUCACCGUCAGUCAGGCCAAAGAGGCCUAUCGAAAGUCCUCCCUUAACCUGGAGAAGCCCAUGAUGCAUCAGGAACUUAAACCUUCAUUCCGGUCUUCACACUAUCUACAGGUGCCUCAGGAUGAGUGGGGGGACUAUCCGGGGAUCGAGAAGGAAGAAGAGAUUCCAUGUCGCCGGAUGCGUAGCAGUAGUUACGUCAAAGCCAUGGGAGAUGAGGAUAGCGGUGAGUCUGAUACCAGCCCCAAAACGUCACCUCAGAAGACCGUCCGGUCUGAUGCCCUUGUCCUCAAAUCAGCCAUACAGAGGCCACAUAUAGACACCCAAAGCUCGGGAUACCACAUGCAAACAGCAAGAGAUAUGCGCCCUCACCCCAGCGUUUCUCUGAACCCCACGACCAACCCUCCUCAGUUUCGCUCCAGAAACCAGAGCUACAUGCGAGCAGUCAGCACCUUCAGUCAGGCAAGCUGCUUGAGCCAGGUGAGUGAGACUGAGGUCAAUGGCCAGUUUGAGUCAGUUUGCGAGUCCGUUUUUAGCGAAGUAGAAUCCCAGGCCGUGGAGGCCUUGGACCUGCCCGGCUUUUUCCGCACACGGAGCCACAGUUACCUGCGUGCAAUACAGGCCGGGUACUCCCAAGAUGAUGACUGCUUGCCUUCAAUGACAUCCUCCACUGUUACGUCAACUCUCAGAUCCACAACAGGGAUCCAGUUUCGUCUCCCUACUGCCUGUGGUGUGGACCGGACAGAACCCCCCACCCCAGCGGCAGUGACUUAUACACCCGGUUACAAGAAGACACCUCCUCCUGUACCUCCACGCUCCACCACAAAGCCGCUGAUUUCCGUGACAGCACAGAGCAGCACAGAAUCAACCCAGGACGCAUACCACGAAGGCCGGAUUCCACGUGGGGGGCUUUGGGCACCGGACAGCCUAGGCCGGGUUCGUUACAGCUCCGUCGACAGUCUGGACAGCACCAAGGCCGUCACCCUAGCCACGGAUACCAAGCGGCUCACAUCUGCGGGGAGUUACAGCUCUGUGCAGACCUGUGACAAAGCCAUUCUGGUGUCCAAAGCUGAGGAAUACCUCAAGACCCCUCGCUCUUCCAUCGGGAUACAGGUGGAAGCGGCUACAGACUCUGAAACAGACAGUAAAGGUCUCCCACAAUAUCAUUCUGUAGGCAUCCAGGUGGAGGAUGAGAAGCGACUCGGGCGCUUCAAACGAUCCAACAGCGUGACGACUGCAGUUCAAGCAGAUUUAGAGUUGGAGGGGUUCCCUUCCACAGAAGACAAGAGUCUGCAAUUUGGAGGAUUCCAGCGGCACUCCGAACCCAGUACACCGACACAAUACAACGUGGUGCGAACCGUACGGACGCAGGGUCUCUUCAGUUACCGCGAGGAUUACCGACCCUCCAGUGGGCCGUCCAGCCCGCAGCCCGAACCCUGGCUGGUGGAACCCUCUCACGAAGCAGCCGAACCCGGCCGUGUGUCGCCCCUCCGGCGUGACGGCAGCUGGUUCAUGCAGCUUCUCCACAGUGAGACCAAACGCUUGGAGGGCUGGUGUAAAGAUAUGGAGCGUGAAGCAGAAGAGCAUGACCUGACAGAGGAGAUUCUUGGGAAGAUCCGGAGUGCCGUGGGCAGUGCUCACCUCCUCAUGUCCCAGAAAUUCCAGCAGUUUUACUGGUUGUGUCAGCAAAAUCUGGACCCUAGUGCCAUGCCUCGGCCCACGGCUCAGGACCUGGCUGGAUUUUGGGAUCUCCUGCAGCUCUCCAUCGAUGAUGUCACUGCCAAGUUUGAUGAGCUGCAGCAAAUCAAGAGCAAUGAUUGGAGGAUACUAGAGAGUCCAGAGAAGAAGGUCAGAAAGAAAUGGCCGCCUCCUGUGUCGAAGAGGCCUCCUAAAGGUCGUGGCAUCAUGCGCGAGCGCUCCUUAGACCUGCAGGACCGUCAGAGACAGGAGGCUCGCCGCAGGCUUAUGGCUGCGAAACGGGCUGCGUCAUUCCGUCAGGACUCAGCUACGGAGAGGGCCGACAGUAUAGAGAUCUACAUCCCAGAGGCCCAAACCCGCUUAUGAAACUCACACGCGUGCGUCCAGCUACGCCAAAAACGCUUCACCAACAGGGUACAUCCAUUCUGCUCCAUGUCAGACCUCCACCGACAUGCAUCUGACGUCCUUCACGACGCACAUCUGGCGUGAGCUGAGAACAGUGGUGGAUUUAUAUACAGUAUAUAUAUAUAUGCCUCAAUGCAAACGGGUCACAGCAGCAUAUGCACUGCAAGACCUGAAGCUACUGCAGGCCGGUUUUAAUUUGAGUAUGUUUAGAGGCGGUAACAAAGCAUAGCCUGCGGCGUAGUCACGGAAACCAAGUGAAUUCUUUCCUAUUGGCACAAAAAUAAAUGUCACAGCAUUAUCAGUUCAUCUCAAAUAGAAUACGCAAGAAAAUGACUCUAAACGUAAAUUAACAUGGUCGGUUUAGAUUUGAAAUAAGAAAAAUUAGGAUUACACUUUUGAAAAUGAAAUGACGCAAAGUCUCUUUACAUAACAUUGUGCAAAGCAGGUGUAAUUCUAUUGCAUUUCCAACGGAAAUGUCGAUCUGGACCCUCACGAUAUUGUUCCCGUGGCGAUUACAUGAAGGUUUUGCUUCUGGCAUUUUAGGGCUUGACAAAGGGCAAAAGUUAGGUCGAGUCCCGGACUAAUCUGCACUUAUAGAUCCUGUGAUUCUAUGAGUCAGCCCAUAAGAUAGGCCUUGAUAUCAUUCAGUCAUACAGUAAAAGCUUCGACUCUCAUCGCCCGACCGUCGGUUUCACACUAUAACAUUUACAGAGAAGUAUUUAUAACACCAAUCUUCCUCAAGGUAGUCUGUGACAUAUAAAGGUGCAUAAGAAACUUUAAUAAUAUUACUGUAAAUGGUGCUGCUUUAUACUCUAAAACGUAGAUGCCCCUUCCUCUCCUUUCUGCACGGCACUAUGAACCACCUGUGGACUUUUUAAAGGGAGGUUUAACAUAGUGUCUCAAUGCAUAACGGUACUGGUAGAGAAAAGAAACACGUUUCUUUUGUGUUGGAUAUUUUUUGUAUACCACACUUUUCAGCAUUCGCACAAAAUGCUUUACGACUCUGAGGCCGAGACCUUUGUGUGGGACAGAGGGAGCUGGUUGGGCGGCAGCAAUUUUCUUUUUAUUUCUCAAAGAAACAUUAGUUCGCUUGUAAAUACGACGGUUGCAUUUAUUUAUCACUUUACUGGCACAACGUUGAAUUGUAAUUUCCCCACAUCUGUGCAUAACAAGGAUUCAGAUGUUCGGCUCCAAGCGUAACGUCCCAGGUCAUCUGCUACGUCGCUAGCAGUGCUGUUUAUUCUCCUCUAGCGUAACUGCAGCUUACUGUACACUCGUAAAGGCAAAGCGGGCGGCAAUCCCCAGCUUUUGAGCUAUUUCCUUUACCUGGCAGCCUUACAGCAUCUUAAGCAAAAAGCCUUGUGAAUGUAAUGCCCUGCUCUUGCAAAAAAUGAAACGGUAAAGGAACGCCAACAAAGUUUUCAUAGUGGAGGUCAACUCAGUCCAAACCGUUGUUCGUGGAAUAGCGGAUGUAUUCUGUAGUGAUCUUACAGUUGGGUUAGGAGGAUACAAAGAUGAUCAUUUACUCACCUUUAUGUCAUUCAGACACUUUUGAAAACAUUUGGUCUUUUUUAGGAAGGAAGUAAGCCUACAAUAAUCUAUAAACUGUUUUAUCGGACACAUGCGUCUGGCCUGAAGUUACCUUUCAGUUCGUUGAUCGGUCUGGCUAGUGGCUAAUAAUUUUACUGUUCAAUUUAAUUGAAUUUAUAUAAAUAAUAUUAAUAUUUUAUUGUAUAAUAAUUCUAUUAAAUAAACAAUUUGUUGCAUUUUACUGGAAAUUAAAUGUAUUAAAUAACUUGCAACUUUGUUGCAACCCAAAAUACUACUCACUGUCUAGACAUACUUUUAAUUUGCCAGAUAAUGUAAUUUACUUGAUAUUUAUUUUGCUUGUUAUCAGAAAUAACUCAAUUUUGACCACAAAAGCAUGCGCAAUAACGUUUGUAUGUUGUUGCUUUAAAACCAUCAGUACUACUUCAAACAUUUACAAAAAUGUUACCCUGCACUUAAUCAAACUAUAACAAUUUAUUUUCUUUUCACCAAGUGUAUUUGAGAGCUUGAAUUCUUACUUUAAGUCCAGUUUUGGCUCUGCUUCUGGAAGAUUUGAAAUUCAAGCCUUUCAUCAUAUGAAAAAACGUAGAAAUUCUGCUGUUUAAAAUGAAUUUUUGUUAAGAAUGAUAUUAGGGUGAGUAGAUAGGUGGAGUCUUUGUUUACUGGACCAUCUUUGGUCCUACCUUCACUUGUGGUCCAUAGCUUUGGGGACCCAGCAAAAAAAUAAGAUGUUGAAUAAGAAUACAGUGGAGGUGCCGGAUGAGCAGCAGAAAUGUGAUGAUCUCUUUAAGAAAAAUAAUGUUCAAUAGGUAGUGUAGUGUAAUGAUGUUGUGGCUCAGUAUUGCUGUUGUGGUUUUGAAGAGCGUUAAGAAAAAAAAAAUUACAGAACCAACCAGAGCCUUCCAAUUGGUACAGACCGAAAUUUGUGGUAAAGGUGGAAACGUGUUUUUGCAGACAUCAUGCUAACAACUGCUGCUAACAACAUACAAGUACAGUUGCCAUCUUGCACAUUUUAUAGAAAUACAUAACGGUUGAAAUGUGACAUGGAACAGAUGUAUUUUUCCUAAAUGAUUUGUUGGAUAUUUAUGUCUGGACAAUUCAUGUUUAUAAGAUUAGCCCUAUUUAAAGAAAAAGAAAAAAUUCUACCAUUUCCCCAAGUUUUUACAAAUGUAUUUAUUUUCUCUGUAGAACACAUAAGGUGAACUAAAAAAGUGUCCUGACCUCUUUUUGCAUAUAAUGGAAGUCAAUGGGGACUGGGGCUGUCACAUAAAUGAAUGGGGACCUAGGCCGUCACGUUAAUAAUAAAGUCAAUGGGGACUGGCUGUCACAUUUCAAAAAGACAAAAAGCACCAUCAAAGUAUAAAAGUGCUUGAAAUGAUCCACAUUAUAUUAGCUAAACAAACAAUAACUUCAUUAAAGCAACAGACUAAAAUUGGCAUGAAGGUGAUUGUUCUUUUUCCAGGUACUGUCCCUUUAAGAGUACAUUUCCCAAAUCCUCAAACACAAACGUGAGCCCUGUUUUAAGAUAUCGAACAAAGAAUAUUGUGUUGGGGUCGUUCUGAAAAGUUGUGAUAUAGAUGUAUCGCUGCUUUUGUAAAUGUAGUUUUAGACAUUUCAGAAAUGGAGUGCCAUCGCUUGACACGUGCCAUGUGUCUGACGUUUUUUAUUUGAGAAGAGAUCUAGCAGAUUUCAGUGAUUUAUAAAAGGUGGAAACAUCCAUAGGUGCCUUAUAAUCAGUGAUGAAGACUUAAAAACGACUUGCAUGAAAUUUAAGGACUGGUGUAUUUUUUCACGUGAUUUGGGACGUUUCAUGCAUUACAGAUCAUUUUAGAGCCCGGAGGUGUCGAUGCAUGACCGGUGGAUCAUUGACCAGCAGAUGACAUUUGACUGAUAUUGUGAGGAUUUGAGUUUUAUGUUUUGGAUUAUUGUGUGCAAGUUCUGUGUUUGAGCAGGACCGCGUGAUAGUGACGUGUCGAGUGUAAAUAUUGGGAAAUUAUUGAUCCGUGUGGAAGCCGGGCUGUAUCUAAAGGAUUCCCGGACCCUCCGUCUGUACAGUAUGGUGCUCUGGCCUACUUAACAAAAUGUUUUGUUGUGGGGCCUUUCCAGAAUCCUUUCCAGCCUACACCCUGACAGCUACAGCCGUGGAUUUAGGCCUAAAGGCUAGUUCACAUUGCCCAACAAACGUGUAUCUUCUGAUGAGUUUGUCUACAUUUUCGGGCAGCGUGAACUAACCUGAAGAGUUAUGAAAGCACUUCAGUUUUGACUUCUAUCAUUCUAUACGACAGACUCAAGAGGGCUCGUUCAUCUCUACAAAAUCUAAUACAGCAUAAGACCGACGCUCUUGGCCAGCGUCACGCUCACAUACUUUACCAGACUUGCCAGAAGGUGCAAUAGUGUAUAAAUACAUGGCAGGCACGUGGUGUUAUUACCUCUUAACGUGUGGUAUCAACGGCAGGACGCUAACGCGGUCGGUUCGGAGCAAACAGAGCGAUCUGUCCUGCUUUUCUACUAUGCAGCAGCUCUAGUCGGACUUUCUGAAUUUCAGAAGAGACAUUUAUUAACGGAAACAAAUUUUUAUGCCCAUUUAUUGUGAAAACCUUUUAUUAAGGAACAACUUUGCAACCCUGCUGAAAAGAGUUUGGUACUGGUCUUACUUGUGGAUCUUCAUUGCUAAGCUAAUGAAGUCUGGUUUAAGGAACAGUUCACCUUAAAAUAAAUCUUCUGUCAUCGUUUACUCACCCUCGAGUUGUUCCAAAUCGGUAUAAAUUUCUUUGUAUUGAUGAACACAGAGAAGACGCUUGUAACCAAACAGUUCUGGGACACCAUUGACUACCAUAGUAGGAAAACUGACAGGUAUGUAGUCAAUGGUGCCCCAGAACUGCUUUCCUACAUUCUUAAAAGUAUCUUCUGUUUUGUUCAACAGAACAAAGACAUUCAUACAGAUAUGGAACAACUCGAGGGUGAGUAAAUGAUGACAGAAUUUUAUUUUUUGGUAGAACCGUUCCUUUAAGUUGGGACACAAUGCAAAUCUUUUUAGUUUCCUGAUGGCAAAUAAACUGUAAAACAAAUUCUUUACAAACCUUAUGCCCUUAAAAUAUUCUACUUUGCGGCCGCCGAUGAUAUCUAAAACCACAUGUCAAACACUGUACAUCAUGACAAAAAAAACAUGCCACCUGAAGUUUACCGUUCUGCAGGGAAGCCCUUUAAUAUGUUUCGCUAGUUUACGAUUCUCCUCUUCGAGGGUCAAAUCCUCCUAAUGCAACGACGGCUAUUGUUCUAUGAACAAUGCUGCCAUUUCUUUUACUGAAACUGAAAAUGUGAAACAAUGUAAACAUCCAUGAAUGAGACGUUUGAGAGGUUAAAAACUGGUGCUUCAAUUUGUCAAAGAGUUGGUUUCAUAAAGGCGCGGGCAGGUUUUACCACGACAAUCAAAACACACACAUAAACACAACGUGGUCAGUAGUGUAAAGGCCUACACUGUAGUGUACACCUUUGUCGCAAAUUUCUUUUCUGGCAUAACCGUAAUUACAAAAUAACCGCGUAAAUUAUAUACCAAUUGCUCUCUUCCCCUUCCAUCCGUUCAUUUUUAUUCAAGUUAUUCCAAGCUUCUCUGUACAGAAAUCGUGGUAGUAUUGUAGGCAGCUGAAUGCGGUUUGGGCUGUGUAGACGUUUGAAUGUUUCGCUGCCUGUCCAGCAAUAACCUGAAGGAUUACAUGAUCAUGACGGACAUCAUUUGACAUCCUUGCUUUACUGGUAGGUUACGUAUAAAAGUAAUGAUUCCUCAUUUAACGGAUGCUUUAAGGAUGAUGGGGUUUCUCGGCAGAUUUAUUUCCCCCGAAAGGUUUACCGUGACCCCAGAAUAAUAAACAUUUUGUUUCCCAUGGUUUAUUUGUAAAGGGGAGGCAUUUUCAAUUGUUUUACAGCACAUCUCAAGUAAAGUGGUUGUAAUAUGUGAGACCUCUCGUUAAGUAUGAAAUAGGCUAUAAUAAUGAGUUGUUGACUUCCAACUUGUUUUGAAUCAUUAAAUAUAUCAAUAACGAGGACGAAUCUAAUGCCAAAUAUACAUUAUUUAUUUAAGAAAAUACAUAUAUGAAUAAAUGAAUAUAUGCCUAGUUUAAAUAGGGUUUUAAUUUCAGCUUUGUCAAGAUUAUUUUAAAGAUAUGACAGCAUGCAGGAUCGUAAAAAAAAUGAAUGUAUGAUUUGAUGUUUCAUUGCUGUUAGUUGUUUUGGCAUUUUACAAAUAGUUUGGUAUUUGUACGAUUAAUUUGGCUUUUUGUUUAUAUUUUUUUCGGGUCAUAUUCAUAUCUAUAAAUAUGAACUGUUGGGGUUUUUGGCAGAUGAGGUUUAUGUGAAAGGUUUGUCCUUCCUCUGCUGUCUUAGUUUUGCUUCAGUAUUUUUCCUAUUUUCAGAUUUGAUCGAUCUGCCUCUUUGAAUAAUUGAAUAUUAACUAUGAUCAAUUGUUGUACAUAGA